AUGGUGGGCGAUAAAGGGGUGGGCAAACGAGUGCUGUUUGUCAUUGCUCAUCCUGAUGAUGAGUGCAUGUUUUUUGGUCCUACAAUCUUGAAUUUGAUCAAGAACAGUGAAGUGUACUUGUUGUGCCUUAGUAUCGGGAAUCACUAUAAAAAAGGGCAUCUGAGAAAAGAAGAACUUUACAAUAGCUGCAGAACAUUAGGAAUUCCCCAGUCAAACAUUAUGGUUAUGAACAAUUCAAAAUGCCUGAUAUCAGACGUAAUCUGGAAUGUAAAGAAGACUGCAAGAAUACUUCAAGACCACAUUGAGAGUUUCUCGAUUGAAGAGGUUUACACGUUUGACAUCAAAGGAGUCAGCGGACACCUUAACCAUCAUGUUUUCUACGCCUUCGCCCGAAUGUGCUUAUCCGAAGACAUCCCUUCUGGUGUCAAAGUUUAUGUACUAGUCGUCAACAUUCUGCGUAAGUACAGCCUUAUAUUGGACGCAGGUCUGAGCGCUCUUCCCAUCAUCAAUGAAAGACUGUAUAUUGUCCCUUUUAGUGGUAGUCGUGUUGUUAGAGAAGCUAUGCACAAACAUCAGUCUCAAAGUUGGUUCCGAGCUAUUUACAUCUAUCUCUCAAGGUAUAUGUACAUUAACACGUACAAAGAGUUGGAACUGGAAGAUGUGCAGCUUUUACUCCAGAUGACUGAAUACAACCCCAAGUUAUGACCAAAGAUGUGAAUGGUCCAAUUGUGUUCUGAUUACCUGCUCAAAUUCGUGUGGAUGCUGCUCUUUAGCACUUAAAGUUUGAAAUUAAAUAUAAAUCGAACCGAUUAGGUAGUGGAGAGAGAUUUAGGCUAUAGGCUAGUUUAUUUCUCAGCGAUCACCGUUAUAAAAGGUAACCUUAAGAUGAUUAAUUAUUUUUUCACCGAUAAGAGUUAGAAGGUUAGUUGUAAAGAAUGUGGAUACCGUACUUUUACAUUUUUUUAUAAUAAUGAGAUGAUAUCAAAAUUUCUGCAGUCAAUUUACCAUUAUUUUAUGAAUAGCCUAUUUUGUAAAUUAAAACUGUAAAAUUACAGUUUGUAAAUAAAUGCAUCUGACAAUUUACCAUUAUGUGUAAAUGAACUGGAUGCACAAGCAUUGACUAUAGAACACUAUUUAUAUAGUCAAUUUAAGGUGAUUUACAAAUUUAUUUUUGAGUUAGGACACUAAACAUAGCCCCAACAUUAAUAAUAUAGCGUAGAAUAUUUGUUAUUGCGGGUUAACAAAAGUGAAAGUUAAACUAUGAUUGGAUUUAAAAUUUAACUGCAAGCCAUCAAUUGUUUAGCUGAUUUAAAUACAUUCUAAAAAGCAAGUUCAUUUCUCUGUUCAAUUUAACUAUACUGUUUUGUUUAUUCAUUAGAGAGAAGAUAAGUUUGCUAACUUAGCAGAAUAAAUUGGAUUAUAUAAGUCACUAUUAUAAUGUUUAAAGUAUAAUACAGUUUCAAUUUAUGGUAAAUCCAUUAGGCUAAAUGGUAAUAGGCUAUUCAUUUAUAGGGAUUACCUAAACAUAUAUGAUAAGUGCCGUUCCUAUCAUCCAAUCCAUGGAGAGAAUUUGUUCAUUUUCCAUCGCCACAUUAUCUUACAAGGAAGCAGUGCCAUUUUAUAUUCAAUGAAUAAUUGUUAUAGUUACCAAUAGAAGCGAAUGUACAAAAGGUUUAGCUAGUUUUUUUGUUGCUUUUACAUCUACAUUAAGGUUUAUUGUUACCUAUGUUAUUUACCUUUGUUGCAACAUUAAGCUGAGACCUAUAUUGUUUCUGCUGAACUUUUUUGUUGAGCUGAUAGUUUGUUAUCUUUAGGUUAGGUAGGUUUAUUGAUUUCCCACCAGAGAUUAUGGUAACACAAAUUUUGCCAAACACGAAUCGAAUAUCAAUAUUUUGUUUUGCCUGAUAUGUCUAGUAAUUGCUUUGGGCACUGAAGAGAACUUUGAAAUACGUACUAAAAUAGUUGUAGAUAUUUUUCCUUAAAUAUGUCAGAAAUAUUCCUGAUGCUGAUCAAGAAGUUACAGUCGAACCUCUAUAAGACAAAUUUCAAGGGGUAGGGGAAAAAUCCUUAUCAUUAACGUAUUCUUAAUAAAGAGGUUCGUUUUAUCGAGGUUUAAUACCGUGGUUAUUUAUCUUAUUGAGGUUUUGGACACUGCACAGGCACAAGCCAAACAAUGACUGAGAAAGGAAGAGGGGAUGGGUGGUGGGGGUACUUGUUGAGGCAAGCUUCUGUUUGUUUUGAAAACUAAUACUAUGGAGGUAAGAUGAUGAGAAAUUAGUCUAUAAGAGGUCGCAUUUGUCUUUUAGAGGGUUGUGCUAAGAAUAUUUGUUAAAUAGAGGUAAUCAGAGGUUUUUUAGCAUUAACCUUAAUGAAGUUUCAAGGGGAUUAAAAAAAAUUGUCUUAUCGAGGAAUUUGUUUUACCGAGGUUUGACUUUAUUAGGUGCAAAAUAAAUAAAUUUGUCAGGUUUCAUAAAAAUGUCUAAAACUAAGCAAACUAUAGCAGUUUACUUAUUCCCCAUAAGAAAACAUGGGAUUUUAAUGUUCAGUUAUUUGGAAUUUCUCUGUAACCAUUAAGUGUGGAAUAACACUUCAUUAGCCUAUACCAAAUUAUUUGUGUUUUAACAUUUGACACAAUGUAUUAGGCUUACAUGCAUAACACUCUGUUCUCAAUACCUACCUCAUCUUGCUGGUUCGGGAACUCAUUAAAGUUGUAAGUCAUCUCUACAUAUUCAUGCCAAAUUUUACCUAAAUCUAACUAGGAUUGCUUGAGUCAUCGUGUUCACGGAAACACAUAUAGAUAGAUGUAUAAAUUUAUCAGAAUUUGAACAAAUUUUUUUUAGCUCUGGGGACAUAAAAUAAAAUCAGGCUGGGUCUAGGUUUUAACCAUGCCA
This is a messenger RNA of Macrosteles quadrilineatus (aster leafhopper), 2891 nucleotides long. RefSeq names its product N-acetylglucosaminyl-phosphatidylinositol de-N-acetylase-like. Gene Ontology annotation, biological process: GPI anchor biosynthetic process. Gene Ontology annotation, cellular component: endoplasmic reticulum. Gene Ontology annotation, molecular function: N-acetylglucosaminylphosphatidylinositol deacetylase activity. Lineage: Eukaryota; Metazoa; Arthropoda; Insecta; Hemiptera; Cicadellidae. The record is from RefSeq and is a predicted model, not a curated record.